UUUUUUUUUUGGCCAAGGAUUAGAGCUGGGGUUUCUGACUCGGGUCGGUGAGUCAAAAUGCUGGAUUGGUGCUUUGGAGCUCGCCGAGUUCGGCAGAUGCAGAGGGCGUUCCGUCACGGCAAGAUCACACUGAUGUGCCUGCUAAUGACCGUCGUCGUUCUACGUGGCACCAUCGGAGCUGGAAAGUUCGGUACUCCUGAGCAGGACUUCAACGAGAUCCGUGAACACUUUCACAAUCGGAAGCGAGUCGAGCCUCACCGAGUCCUCGAGGAAGCUGAGGUCAGUACCGAGUCGAGUGAGAGUAAUAACUACGCCACAUUUGAUAUAUCAAAGCUAACCGUCGACGAAGGGGAGGACGAAAAACCGGAUCCGAACAAGCCGUACAGUCUAGGCCCGAAAAUCUCCGAUUGGGACGAGCAACGAGCUGAGUGGCUUAGAAAAAACCCCAACUUUCCCAAUUUUAUUGGACCCAACAAGCCUAGAGUUCUUUUGGUUACUGGGUCUUCACCCAAGCCUUGUGAAAACCCGGUUGGGGAUCAUUACUUGUUGAAAGCAAUCAAGAACAAAAUCGAUUAUUGUCGACUUCAUGGAAUAGAAAUCUUUUACAAUAUGGCACUUUUGGAUGCCGAAAUGGCUGGGUUUUGGGCGAAGCUUCCUUUGAUUAGGAAGCUUUUGCUGUCUCAUCCGGAAAUUGAGUUUUUGUGGUGGAUGGAUAGUGAUGCAAUGUUCACAGAUAUGGCCUUUGAGGUCCCCUGGGAGCGGUAUAAAGAUCACAAUUUUGUUAUGCAUGGGUGGAAUGAGAUGGUGUAUGAUCAGAAGAACUGGAUUGGAUUGAAUACUGGGAGUUUUUUGCUUAGGAAUUGUCAAUGGGCAUUGGACAUUUUGGAUGCGUGGGCUCCGAUGGGUCCAAAGGGGAAAAUUCGGACUGAGGCAGGGAAAAUACUCACGAGGGAGCUCAAGGAUAGGCCCGUGUUUGAAGCCGAUGAUCAGUCUGCCAUGGUGUAUUUAUUGGCUACUCAGAGAGAUAACUGGGGCGAUAAAGUGUACCUAGAAAGUGCAUAUUAUUUGCAUGGCUACUGGGGGAUUUUGGUUGAUAGGUAUGAGGAAAUGAUUAAGAAUCAUCAUCCAGGUCUUGGUGAUCAUCGGUGGCCGCUUGUAACACAUUUCGUGGGGUGUAAGCCUUGUGGGAAGUUUGGGGAUUAUCCAGUGGAGAGAUGCUUGAAGCAGAUGGAUCGGGCAUUCAAUUUUGGGGAUAAUCAGAUACUGCAGAUUUAUGGGUUUACUCAUAAGUCACUUGCUAGUCGGAGAGUGAAGAGGACACGAAAUGACACGAGCAAUCCUCUUGAAGUCAAGGAUGAUCUUGGGUUGCUUCAUCCUGCUUUUAAAGCUGUCAAGGUAUCGUCUUCUUGACGGUUUAUGGAAGUACUUACUCAAAAUCGAGAUUGAGAUGUUCUUCUCACUUACUGCUGUUUUUGUUCACCUUUAAGUUAUAAACCAUGUUAUUUUGUAUGUACUCCCUGGUCACUGUCUGUGGUAGCUCUGGUGAUUGUAUUCCUCCAUUUUUCUAUUUUUUUUUUUAAUUUUUUUUUUUGUGAUUUUAGUGUUUAAAUUAUAUUCAUUUUGAAAAGGAAUGCAUAUCAUAAAUUGUGCCCCUAAUAUGCAAUUUGUAUUUUAUCAUUUGCGAACUGUUAGUUACUA
This is a messenger RNA of Vitis vinifera (wine grape), 1698 nucleotides long. RefSeq names its product alpha-1,6-xylosyltransferase (gene X34.1). Gene Ontology annotation, molecular function: UDP-xylosyltransferase activity; hexosyltransferase activity; xyloglucan 6-xylosyltransferase activity. Lineage: Eukaryota; Viridiplantae; Streptophyta; Magnoliopsida; Vitales; Vitaceae. Gene Ontology annotation, biological process: xyloglucan biosynthetic process. The record is from RefSeq and is marked provisional. Gene Ontology annotation, cellular component: trans-Golgi network; endosome; membrane.